Molecule: messenger RNA, 567 nt
Organism: Aspergillus pseudonomiae
Lineage: Eukaryota; Fungi; Ascomycota; Eurotiomycetes; Eurotiales; Aspergillaceae
Exons: 2
Coding region: 1-567 (188 amino acids)
Source: RefSeq, a predicted model, not a curated record
AUGUCGCUCAAGCGCAAGGCUUCAUUCUCGGGAGUCUAUUCUCCUGAUGCGGCGCCAGUCAUCGCAGGACGGUCAUUGAUGAUGGACGACUCCCCAAAACAUCUCAAUAGUCGGACACGGAAGCGCUAUAGGAACGACCGGCCGGAUGAUAAAAUUGUAUAUGAAAAUACGCUCCGCUGGCUCUUCACUGCCCAACAGCAGCAAGGACCGAUUCCUCAUGCGGAUGAGACUAUAGAUGAGGACAUGGAGUCAGAUUCGCUUCCAUCAGAAAUCGUCGAUCCACGACAACAAACGCUGCAUAAAUUCUUCCAACCCUCCCGUCCGUUAUCCUCCCAACCCGGGUCCAAGCAUGUGAAGCAACAAACAGACAAUAUCCCACGAACCAAUAAUAGUUUCUUGAAACGCCACGAUCUCGACACAAUUUCCAACGUCGCCUCAAUCGGCAGUAGUGCGGCUAGCCCAUCCUCACAAGAUACCACGGUUGAUAUGGAGAUGCGGAUGAACUCUGGAAGCAACGACUCUGUUGAAAAUUCCACCAGAUGGAAUAGAGGAUCGGGAUGGCUGUGA